CUAUAUCCGCUCUGCUGUGAGUUGGCUGUCUAAAGCGGUUAAAUUUUUUUUGUGAAACAACCAAAUUAGAAAUAGGAUCUUUUGGCAUCGACCUUUUUAAAAACGCGCCGAAGCAAAAUGUGGAGGUUAAUGGACAUGUUCGGACGCCCUUUGGCACAGCUGCGCAGAAGGAAGCUUCAAACUCUGGUGGCAGCUAGACAGUUGGAUGGCAUCAGGCCACGCCCACAUCGCAUGCAGAGCACAGGCGCCGAGGAGGAGCCGCCACGGACCUUACGCUGGGGCAUUGCGCCCGUCAAUCUCAUGGCCGAAGACUUUGCCACGGCCCUGAGCGUCCUGCCCGCGCACCGGCACAGCAUCACCUCCUGCAUGGACGCGUAUCGAUCACAGGCGCUCUCCUUUUCCAACAAGCACCGUGUGCGCAGGGUUUACACCAGCUUCGAGGAUCUGGCACGUUGCCCAGAUGUGGACGCCGUUUACAUAUCACCGCUGAAUGCAAUGCACUGUGAACUGUGUCACCUGAUGCUCAACCAUGACAAGCACGUGCUGUGCGAGCAGCCGCUGGGCAUGACUGAGCAGCAGGUGGUGGAGCUGGUUGGGAAGGCGAGGGCCCGCGGCUUGUUUCUAAUGGAGGGUAUUUGGCCGCGCUGCAUACCCGCCUACCAUAUUCUGCGGCAUGAGAUCAUGCGCUGUAAGCUGGGUAGGAUCUUCGCAGUGGACUGCACAUUGGGUUGGCCGCUGCCCAUCGCUUCGCCGAAGGCGGCGUCAUACGCAGGUGUCGCCAAGGAUUUGGCACCUUACGGCAUACAACUGGCGCUGUGGGUCUAUCGAGAGGUGCCGCAGCGUCUGAAGGUAUCGGGCAAGCUCAAUCGCGAGGGCAUUGAUGUGGCAGCCAACAUUGAACUGAUCUUUGAGGGCAAUCGGAGAGCUCGGCUGGUGCUCAGCGCCGAGCAGGAGCUCCAGAACACGGCCACCAUACGUGGCACCAAAGGCAGCGCGACCCUGAACAGCCUGUGGUGUCCCACGGAAUUGACAUUCGAGAAUAGGGACUUCGAGUUCGAAUUGCCCGUUGCGGAACGGUCGACGCACUUUAACAAUCGCAUUGCCUUGUGCUACGAGGCGGAGGAGAUGCGCAGCUGCAUACUGGACGGUCUUACGGAGAGCAACCUCUUCAAUCACAACGAGAGUCGCCUGAUGGUCCACUUGACCAGCCAAAUAAAGGAGAUGCUUAAGACAGAUGACCAGGACGCAGCGGUCCAGCAACAGCAGGCAGUUAACUAAGGCCCGAUUUGAAACUCAAUAGGGUUAAGGCUGUGUACAAAUCUUGGGCGCCAACCUAGUCCCAUUUUCAGUUCUUUUGGAAAAUAAAUAAAUAUUAACUUAAA
Molecule: messenger RNA, 1382 nt
Organism: Drosophila montana
Lineage: Eukaryota; Metazoa; Arthropoda; Insecta; Diptera; Drosophilidae
Product: trans-1,2-dihydrobenzene-1,2-diol dehydrogenase
Exons: 4
Coding region: 118-1278 (386 amino acids)
Molecular function (GO): nucleotide binding
Source: RefSeq, a predicted model, not a curated record